ACUCAAAACAGGAACGCCUUGUAGCCUGACUCAGUUCCGAAUGAGAUGAGCCGCCACGCGGACAAACAGUGCCGUUUCUGCUUGGACGAAAAUGGAGACCUUAUCGCACCGUGUCUGUGUUCGGGCACCUCCAAAUGGGUACACCGUCGAUGUCUCGACAACUGGCGCACGAGCCAAUACAACUACCGCUGCUUUACACAAUGCAGCACUUGCAACUUUCAAUACAGAGUCAAAUAUCGUAAUGGAAAUCGUUGUAUGUCUAACAAAGUUAGAGUUCGUCUCUUCGUUGCGCGCGACAUCAUCAGCAUUCUUUUGUUUUUACAAAUUCUUGUCGCCGCUCUGGGUGCUGUAGUCUUUGCCAUCGACCGAGCGACUGGAUACAAUAUACUGAAAGAGAUAUCGGGAGGAGAUGCGAAAGUGGGCGUGUACUACCUUUGUGGGCUGGUGACGUUUCUGGCACUGCUUGGUCUCUUCACUCUGUUGGGCGUCUGCUGCUGCUCGAGUAAUGUAUGCCAAUGCGACGACGACGACUCUGAUCUUGUGUGUUGUGCGUACUGCUAUUGCUGCUGGUGGGGCUACCCGUGCUAUCCUUCAUGGUAUUGUUCACCCCUGUACUAUCCCCACGGGGCUGGUUGUUGUGGUGCGCCAGGAUUCAUAAAUUGUGCCGGCUGCGCCGGCGGUACUGGAGACUGUCAUGGAGACAACUGUGGUGGUGGUGAUGCUAGAGUGAUGAUAAUAAUACUUCUUGUUGUGGUUGCCAUUUUGGCUCUUAUUGGUCUUUUUGUGAUGGUUUAUGUGUUGGCCAUAGUUGGACAGAGACUGUUCCAGCGUCAUGUUGAAAUUCUGGCUCGUCAGGAAGCAUGUCGACAGCAAGAAAUCGUGGAUUUGUCAAAGAUAGAUAUGUCUCAAAUUGAAAAGUACGCAGUUGUGAACCUUGAGCCUUCUGCUCCACCCGAGCCAGACCAAGAUUCUUCCAGUCAAGUGGCACCUUCUGCUCCACCUAAGGAUAUGGUUAACAAUACGGAGUGUAGAGAAGAUGAACCAUUGCUACAUGUAGCUGCCAAUUCGUGAACUGUGAACUGUAUUUCCUAGCUAGGCUAGAAGUGCCCAUCUUACCAGAAAGGAACAGAAGUGGGAUGUCUGCAAUCUAUUGUAUUUUGCUGCUGUUUGCACGCUUGUUGCUGCUGCUUGUUUGUAGAUGCCUUUUUGUUUAGAGUUUGUUGCAUCUGUAGAAUUUAGUAGAGAAACUGCUAGACACAUUGUAUGUAUUGUCAGUUAUACAAGUAUCAGCUACAUCCUACUGCAUGUGUCUAAUUAUA
Messenger RNA from Corticium candelabrum, 1319 nucleotides. RefSeq lists its product as uncharacterized. Gene Ontology annotation, molecular function: zinc ion binding. The record is from RefSeq and is a predicted model, not a curated record. Bases 46 to 1071 code for a protein of 341 amino acids. The transcript has a single exon. NCBI's taxonomy places the organism in Eukaryota, Metazoa, Porifera, Homoscleromorpha, Homosclerophorida, Plakinidae.